AAAUAAAGCCAAUUAAAUAACUACACUUCCUUUAUUCAUCCCCAUUCGCUUUCUCUCCCAAAAUCCACCGGAAUUUGCCCCAAAUUUCGAUCAAUUUCUAAUCGAACCACCGAAACCCAUUAAAUUCAAUUCAUCUAGAAGUUGGGUUUCUGCUUAUGGGAUCUGGCUUUUCAUCUUUUCUUCUUAUGUGCAACAGCACCACCUCUGCUCCGGUGAUGCCGUCGGAGCCAGGUCUAGGUGAUUUGCCGGAGAGUGUGGUGGGUUCUGUUCUUGUUUACUUAAACCCACAAGAGAUCUGUAAACUCGCAUCUCUCAACCGUGCUUUUCGUUAUGCGUCAUCGGCUGAAUUUGUGUGGGAAUCAAAACUGCCGAAGAACUAUGAUUUGUUUAUAUCGAGGGUAUUUGAUAAUAAUAAUUUCUCUUCGACUCUCUGUAAAAAAGAAAUUUACGCGAGGUUAUCUGCGCCUAGUUCCAUUGAUGGCGGCACAAAGAAAGUUUGGUUAGAUAAGGGUACAGGAAAGGCUUGUGUGUUGAUAUCUUCAAAUGGAUUAGCAAUAACAGGCAUCGAUGAUCGUCGAUACUGGAGUUGGAUUUCUACAGAAGAAUCAAGAUUUCGAUCGGUGGCUUAUCUCCAUCAAAUAUGGUGGUUUGAAGUUGAUGGGGAGGUGGAGUUCCCUUUCCCUCCGGGCAGCUACACCCUCCUCUUCCGCCUGCAACUCGGGCGGUCGGGCAGGCGGUUCGGGCGGCGGGUCUGCAACUCCGAUCAAGUCCAUGGCUGGGAUAUAAAACCGGUCAAAUUCCAGCUGUCAACUUCAGAUGGUCAAAAGGCAACAACUUCAUGCUAUUUGACUGAUCCUGGAAAAUGGAAUGUUUAUCCAGUUGGUGAUUUUGUUGUUGAGGAUUCAGAAGUGCCAAUGAAGAUCAAGUUUUCAAUGACACAAAUUGAUUGUACACACACUAAAGGUGGACUGUGUGUGGAUUCUGUGCUCAUUUGCCCUAAAUGAAGAUUUUGAAUAGAUUUUAAUGGGGGAGGUUAGAAGCAACUUUUUUGAUUUGCUAAAGUAACCUUUUUGUAAGUAGGAUGUAUUAUUUAUACAUAAUUAGUGAGGUGAGAUCAAGAAUGUAUAUUUUUAAAUGGUUUUGGUAAUGUAUAACGGGUUUUCGCUAAAUCGGUG
Messenger RNA from Lactuca virosa, 1175 nucleotides. Lineage: Eukaryota; Viridiplantae; Streptophyta; Magnoliopsida; Asterales; Asteraceae. The record is from the annotation of a GenBank genome assembly.